AUGGUGUUGAAAAUAUUUGGAGUGCGGCUAACGUGGAAGAGACUUGUUGUUACUGGUACGGCUGCCUGUGUUGGAACAUUGGGAAUAAUGGAGUGUGCUCCAAAAUUGCUGGAAGCCCGAAGAAUGCGUGCGUGUCGUCUCCGUCCGCCGCCUUCGAUGGAGGAAAUCGUCCUCUUCAAUAGUCCUCUCACAACCCGUGAACAGAAUGUUGAACGCAUGAUGAAAAACAGCGAGAUCUUCGAUGUCUUGGUCAUCGGCGGAGGGGCCACAGGCACUGGAAUAGCUCUCGAUUCUGUUACUCGCGGCUUGAGCACCUGCCUUGUGGAUAAGCAGGAUUUUGCCUCUGGUACAUCGAGUCGCUCCACAAAGCUCAUCCACGGUGGCGUGCGCUACCUUCAAAAGGCUGUUUUCAAUCUCGAUCUUGAACAGUACAACAUGGUGAGGGAGGCCUUGAGUGAACGCGCCAAUCUCCUGCACAUUGCACCACAUCUUGCCCACCCACUGCCCAUUAUGCUGCCCGUCUACAAGUGGUGGCAGGUGCCGUACUUUUGGGUGGGGAUCAAGAUGUACGAUCUGGUCUCCGGCACGCAGAUUCUCAAGUCGAGCUACUUCCUCAACAAGUCACGCUCCCUCGAACUCUUCCCCCACCUCAAGGAAGACAAACUGAAGGGAGCCCUUGUCUACUACGAUGGUCAACACGAUGAUGCGAGGAUGUGCCUUGAUGUCGCCUUUACUGCCAGUCGCCAUGGCGCUGUCAUCGCCAAUUACGUGGAAGUCGUCGAACUUCUAAAAAGCCCCUGCGAAGACCCAAAUCAGAAGGACGCAUCGGGCAAGACAAAAUUAGUCGUCAGUGGGGCCCGCAUGCGUGAUGUGCUGACGGGCAAGGAGUUCGUUGUGCGUGCCCGUUGUGUUGUCAACGCAACUGGCCCUUUCACCGACAGUAUCCGCAAGAUGGAAAACAACAAAGUUAAUUCCAUCUGCCAACCAAGCUCUGGAGUCCACAUUGUUCUGCCAAAUUACUACAGUCCUGAAAACAUGGGCCUCUUGGAUCCCUCAACAACUGACGGGCGUGUCAUCUUCUUCCUACCUUGGCUUGGUCAUGUCGUAGCUGGGACUACAGACCGUCCCUGUGAGGUGACCACCUCUCCAAAACCUUCCGAGGAGGACGUUGAGUUCAUUCUCUCCGAGAUCAGGAGCUACCUCUCUCCGGACCUCAAAAUUCGCCGUGGUGAUGUGCUUUCCGCGUGGUCGGGAAUCCGUCCCCUCGUCUCCGACCCCAACUCAAAGGAUACGCAGUCGAUCGCGCGAAAUCACAUAAUCGCCGUGGGUGAUAACAACUUAAUCACCGUUGCUGGCGGCAAGUGGACCACCUAUCGCAAAAUGGCGGAGGAGGCUGUCGACAAGUGCGUUAAGGUAUGCGGUCUUAAGCCGAAGUCAGGGUGUCGCACCACAGGUCUCCUUUUAAACGGCGCACAUGGAUGGUCUCCGAACCUGUUCAUCCAGAUUUCACAAGAGUACGGAAUCGACCGGGAUGUGGCCAUUCACCUGGCCUCAACUUACGGCGGUCGGGCCGUCCAGAUUGCCCAACAGGCCAAGCUAACCGGGCUGCGCUACCCCCUCGUGGGCCGGCGUCUCCAUCCCGACUUCCCCAUCAUCGAAUCUGAGGUGACCUGGGCAUGCCGUGAGUACGCCUGUAAUGCGGUCGACUUCCUCGCCCGUCGCUCCCGUCUGGCCUUCCUCGACGUCGGUGUAGCGGUGGAAGUUUUGCCGAAAGUGAUUGACCUCAUGGCUGCUGAGCUUAAGUGGUGUCCUCUGCGCAAAAAGAAGGAGCACGAACUAGCAAUGAACUUCCUCAAGACUGAAAUGGGUCUCGGGAUGAAACGCACCGGCCCUGUUCCGGUCAACUUCUCCCCCGAGGAGGUGGAAAAAAUCAAGCAUCAAUUCAACUCAAUUGACGUUGAUCAGAAGGGCUACAUCACAGUAAUGGACCUCCGCAAGUUUUUCACGAACCAAGGCGAAACUGUCAGCGAGGAGACGUUGAAGAGCAUUCUUUCCGACCUCGACUUGAAUAGAAACGGUGAAAUCGACAAGGAUGAGUUUCUUCAAUUCAUGAGCUCACUGAAGACGGGCACCGUUCCGCACCACUCGCUGAAAAAUGUGCUCAAUCGUCCCAAGAUUCCUGUUCACAGGAGCGCCGGCGGUGUCUAA
This is a messenger RNA of Mesocestoides corti, 2208 nucleotides long. Lineage: Eukaryota; Metazoa; Platyhelminthes; Cestoda; Cyclophyllidea; Mesocestoididae. The record is from the annotation of a GenBank genome assembly.